GCAUCUAAUCUGGAUAUAAUACCAACCAACCAUCUUCUUCUCACCUUAUCCAAACACUCCCCUCUCAUUCCCAUACAAAGCAACCUUACUCUCUCACCUUCUUUCCAAUCUCACUCACCACACACCCAUCUCAGCAAAAAUCCUCCUUUCAACCACAAAGGAAUGUCGACGGCAUCUGCUGCGCUCGCUCCGUCAGCUGCUGUUGUCGCGUGCCCCGGCCGCAGCCCGUCGCAGAGGAAGGAGAGAAGUGUGGUUUACAUAGGAGGGAUGAAUUCCUUUGGUGGGCUAAAAGCCAACAACAGCAUAGCCUCUCUAGGCCUGCCAGUGUGCACCAACCAGUCAUUUGCUAUGGUUUUGAGGUCAUUGAAGUCAGCUGCACCACAAGGCAAAGGCAGAGGUGGGGGAGCACUCUCUUCCACUUGCAGCGCCGUCGCCGAGAUAUUCAAGAUUGCAGCCAUCAUGAACGGGCUCGUUCUCAUUGGGGUCGCUGUUGGAUUCGUUCUCCUCCGAGUGGAAGCGACACUGGAGGAAUCCGAGUGAAAAUCUACAAGAUAUCAUCUAUACCUUCUUUUUUUUUCCUCUCUCUCAUUCUCAUGUAGAACUGAGUGAAUUGUUUUGGCUAUGUAAAUCGAUGACUCGGGGUGAUUAGCGAACUGGGUGUUAGUUAAAAUUCAGUUGGAUUGGGGUAAAGAAACCAUUCAAUUUCA
Messenger RNA from Magnolia sinica, 707 nucleotides. RefSeq lists its product as uncharacterized. The record is from RefSeq and is a predicted model, not a curated record. The transcript is spliced from 2 exons. The coding region runs from base 163 to 540 and encodes 125 amino acids. NCBI's taxonomy places the organism in Eukaryota, Viridiplantae, Streptophyta, Magnoliopsida, Magnoliales, Magnoliaceae. Gene Ontology annotation, cellular component: cytochrome b6f complex.